This is a messenger RNA of Candidozyma auris, 2328 nucleotides long. RefSeq lists its product as uncharacterized. Gene Ontology annotation, cellular component: NatC complex. Gene Ontology annotation, biological process: N-terminal peptidyl-methionine acetylation. The coding region runs from base 1 to 2328 and encodes 775 amino acids. The transcript has 2 exons. The record is from RefSeq and is a predicted model, not a curated record. NCBI's taxonomy places the organism in Eukaryota, Fungi, Ascomycota, Pichiomycetes, Serinales, Metschnikowiaceae.
AUGGAUCUUCCCACAGACUCUAUCUACGUCGAUGUAACCGACAGCUUUUUUACUGCUGUGGAAAAGAUGGCCCCGGGCAAUGUCGUGGCCUCGCCAUACUUUGAUAUGCUAGAAGGCUCCAGAGCCAUUGAGAUGGGUAAUCGUCGUUUAGACACAGGCCUCAUCGAUUUAAAGCAUGAAGAGGUGAUGUUUGAUACGGCCGCAGGGCAGCUGGUGGAGGAUGUUGCUGGUGCCAUGAACCAUGUCCUCAUUCUGCUCAUGCUGUGGUUUCUGGGGCUGUCUUUGCCAGUGACAUUAUUCAGCAAUCGCUAUGUGAUGGAUUUUUUGCAAAGUUACAAUUCACUGGGUGGCCAGUUUGCCAGAUCCAAUUUGGUGAAUAAAAGACUCCAUGGUGAUCUGUAUACUGAGAGCUCUUCCUUUGAAGGUGUUUUGGUGAACAAGGUGCUUAGGGCGUAUGUGGCUGGCAUUUGCAAGUUUGCUGGCAUUGUGAGAGAUGUUGCGUUGAACGUGUUAUACGAUGAAGAAGACUUGACUACGAGAAACAUGGACUUGAACAUGCUCACCGCCGUGGAGAGUAGCGUCGUUUUGGAGACCAUCGAGGAGGCUCAACAAUGGCUCCAGAGUCAGCAAACGGAUCAGCUGACUUCAACACUAAAUGACUUUCUCACGUUGGCUUCGUGCUUGGUACAGACUUGCGAUAUCGUUCACGCUUCCAUCCAUCUCUUUGAGGCCAAAGACGGCCCAUCUUUAGAGUCUCUCGCAGACAUCAGAACACUUGCAUCAAAGAUCGAGGGUCAGAAUAUUGGCUUGGGUCCUCGCUACUCGGUCUCCAAAUUCGCUCAGACUGACUGUAAUAAUAAGCAUAUCCCUUACGAUAAUUUCCUAUUACCCAAGGAAAAAGCAUUCUCGGAUCUCCGCCAUCUUGCUGACGAGAUCGAAGCUUAUGUCUCUGCAUUUGCAACGUUUGACAACGCAUUACAGCUAGAGUCUUACCUUCGCUACUCCAUGGCUCCUCGUAUGACACCAGACUACAGUUCUGUCGCUCGGGGCUUUUUCCAGCUCUUUUUCAUCAGAGAUGACAAGUCAGUUGUUGGCCUGAGCGAGACUGUGGGUUCCGUCAGCAUCAGGCUCAUGGAAAGCUUAUGUUGUGCUGGUGCUUCUAUCUUAGACACAGAAACCUGGAAAUUACAAGAAGAUGAUCCAUUAAAGGAGGAAGCUGCGAAAAGAGAAGCUCUCAACAAGGUAGGUGCCCUCCUAGACGACUUUGAGAACGCCAUGUAUAAAUAUUUAUCGAAUUUCGGCAAUAACAAAUGUCGACAGAGGCAAUUCGACAAUCAAACAAUUGUUCUUUGGGACACAUUGCAGUUCAACGCUGAAAACAUCGAGUUCAAUCUCUUCUCAGCUUUUGGAUUAGGAGACAAGAUAGCUCCGGACUCGCCAAAUCCGGCACUUCCCAUCACAGCAUUUGCAUACCACAUGAAACUCCAAAUCAUGCUUGAAACCAUUUUGAGUGGCUUUGAGCUCAACUUGUAUAAACCGUUUGAGGCGUCCCAAAUGUAUUGGUACGCCGGUUAUUUGGCGGAAAAUGACCACGCCAACAUGAAAAUUCGAGUGACAAAUAUCAACAAAGGAAAGCUUGCUCAGGUGGUGAGCUUGUCGAAGAAGGUGAAAAAGGCCAAAGCUGGUCAAAAGAAGGAGGAAUUGAGAAAAUUGUACAAGUCACUCAAUGAAAACGCAAUCCCUCAGGUUCAUCGAAAUUUGAAAUACAUAGAACAGUUUUUGGAACCUUCAGUUUUGGCAUUACAGCAUUUGUGCAUAGCCAUCUCCCAAAUCCUCCUUUUGUACCAGCUGCUCAAUGCAGACAUGAAGAAGCCGGGCUCUAUGGUGGAUGACGAGCAUUUGUACAACUUGCGUAUGAAGCCAUGGAGGUCAGUAGAGGUGCCCACCUGUCCCAGCUAUAAGGACUACCGAGAGGCAUCGCUGUUCUACGACACAUUUUCGAAGAUCGGCAUCGACCUCAAGAGAGAAAGGUUUAAGGGUAUUAUCGAGCUGUUAAAGGGGAAACUCGUGGAAGCACUGCAAAUUUAUGGAGGAAUCCUCGACAGCUUCAAGAACACAGAGACUCUCGAGCAGUUCUUCAAAGGUAGUGAAGACAGUGUGAAGCUGUGGAUCCUGAACCUUCGCAAGACAUGUGUGGCGUACCAGGUGGAGCUUGGAAAUGUUCUUCACACCGUCCAAACGAUGGAUUCAAACCUGAGGUUUAAGGUAGAGAUCGGCUCCGCGUACCACCCACACUUUCCCAUCUACUCAAUGAAGAAGAUAGAGUAA